CUUCAUGGUGAUGUUGGGCAAUUUUAUUGAAUAAUUGAUCAAGAAGAGAUUGAACAAUGGAGAAUUCCAGAUCCUAAUACUUCUGAGUGGACAGUUUCUGCACAUGAAUACCAAACCAAACAGAUUGAUGGUCACUGGAUCCUAAGUUCUCAGCUACAGACACAUCUGAAACAGUAUCACUGUUUGUCAAUAUUACAACAUGGAUUCUAGUUUCUACCGUUGGAAACAAUUUGUGCAAAGAAAAUCCUUAAACUGUCCUUCAGAAACAACACCUCUCCUUCCGAAGAAGAAAAAUCCGCCAAAAUACAACCUAUACGACCAUCGCGUUGUUUUCGCGAAUAAUGAAAAAUGGGGCAGAGACUGGAAAAGGGUGUCAAGAUUUUAUAAAGGAAACAAAAUUCGAACAACAAAAUAUACUCUAUUAUCCUUUCUGCCAAUAAAUCUAUUUGAACAGUUUCUCAGGUAUGCCAAUGCAUAUUUUCUUUUCCUUGCUAUUCUGAACUGGAUGCCAGUAAUUGAGGUUUUUCAUAAAGAGAUCACAAUGGUGCCGUUGGUGAUUGUGCUUCUCGUUAUUGCAAUUAAGGAUGCUGUUGAAGACUAUAGUCGUUACCGUAUUGAUAAAAAAGUAAACUACACCAAAACAAAAGUAUAUAAAACGGACGAUAAGGAUUAUGUUGAGAAAUGUUGGAAAGAUGUACGUGUUGGAGAUUUUGUUAAACUGUACUGCAAUGAAAUUAUCCCUGCAGACAUUCUGCUUCUCUACUCUUCUGACCAAAAUGGGAUUUGUCACAUAGAGACAGCCAACCUAGAUGGGGAGACCAAUCUGAAACAGCGGCAGGUGGUUAAAGGUUUCUGUCGUCAAGAAGCACCGUUUGACCCAGAAUCUUUCAAAAGCACAAUUGUUUGUGAGAAGCCCAAUAACAAUCUGAACAAAUUCAAAGGCUACAUGGAUCAGCCAGAUGAGCAACGAACUGGAUUUGGCAGUGAAACCUUAUUACUUCGGGGAUGUACAAUCAGAAACACUGAAGAGACCAUUGGUGUUGUGAUUUAUGCAGGGCAUGAGACCAAGGCGAUGUUAAACAACAGUGGUCCACGUUACAAGCGCAGCAAAAUUGAAAGAAGAAUGAAUAUUAAUGUUUUCUUUUGUGUUGGAAUUCUUUUCAUCAUGUGCCUCAUUGGAGCUUUAGGUCAUGGCAUUUGGUCUGCCCGAUAUAUAAUUCAUCCAUUAUUUGAAGUCCCGGAUAACAGUGGAAACUAUAUCUCUCCAGCACUUGCUGGUUUCUACAUGUUCCUAACAAUGAUUAUCUUGCUUCAGAUUUUAAUCCCCAUUUCUCUCUACGUAUCUAUUGAAUUGGUCAAGUUGGGUCAAAUUUUUUUCAUACAUAAUGACCUUGAUUUGUAUGAUGAGGAAAUUGAUUUAUCCGUACAGUGCCGGGCACUAAAUAUCACAGAGGAUCUUGGACAAAUCCAGUACAUCUUCUCAGACAAAACUGGAACACUGACUGAAAACAAAAUGGUUUUCCGUAGGUGCACUAUAGUAGGGAAUGAGUUCUCGCAUCAGGAAAAUGCUAAACGUUUGGAAACCUACAAAGAAGAAGAUUCGGAUGACGAGGAUUUGGCAAAACUACGUAACUUUUCAUUGCACGAUUUUGAUGUUUGCAAGCACUCUACUGUAAGACACAAAGGGACGCGAGCUCUAAGAAGGUGCCAGAGUGCCCGGCCCCACAUUCAGGGCCACUUUCGUAAGAAAUCAGAAGGACGAUUUGACAUUUCUCAAGUGGCGUUCAGCAGUCCGAUUGAAAAAGAUGUGACCCCAGAUCAAAUGUUGUUACAGAAGGUCAGGGAAGCAUCAGUCAAGAUUGGUGCAAUGGUUCCAUUUAAACCUCAAAGCGACAUCAGAGCUCCAAGUUCUCCUUAUAUUGAUUUCUUUCUUGCUUUAGCCAUUUGCAAUACUGUGGUGGUCUCCACAGCAACUGAGCCAAGGCAAAGGGUUACGAUGCCUCCAUUGUUUAAACCUUCUGGGUCAUCUUUAGAGAAAGUCCAACAACUUUUCCAAAGGUUUAAAUUAUUGAGACUCAGCCAGACUUCAUCAAGCACUCCACCCAGCUCUGAUCCAGGAACACCCUCCAAUUCAAAACGUAAUAAGGUCAACCCAGCAUCAUCGUCUGACAAAGACAAUCUCUCCAGUUCCAGCUCUGGUGAAGCUGAAUUUCAGAGUAGUGAGAAGUCCUCUUCAGCAAGCAAAGACAGUAGUGACAACUGUAUUGAUGAGAUGUUUGCCACUGUAACUCAAUGCACUGAAGAGGAUGAAUUUUGCUAUGAAGCAGAGAGCCCAGAUGAAGCUGCAUUGGUUCAUGCUGCCCGAGCAUACAGCUUUACUCUUAUGUCCCGAACACCAGACCAGGUUACUGUGAGGCUUCCGGAAGGGACCUUAUUGACUUUUGACCUUCUCUACACAUUGGGAUUUGAUUCAGUCAGGAAAAGAAUGUCUGUUGUGAUUCGUCACCCGAUAACUGGAGAAAUAAUUGUGUACACUAAAGGAGCUGAUUCUGUCAUCAUGGAUUUGUUAGAUGACCCUUCAAAAGCUAACAUAAAUGAAGAGAAGAAGCUGAGGAAAAUACAGGCAAGGACCCAAAGACACUUAGAUUGGUAUGCCAGAGACGGGCUUAGGACACUCUGUAUUGCAAGAAAGGUCUUAAGUGAAGAAGAUUUCCAGCGAUGGUCUAACUUCCGAAGAGAAGCAGAAGCAGCAAUUGAUAACAAAGAGGAACUGCUCAUGGAAACAGCUCAACAUUUGGAAACUAAACUUAGUUUGCUGGGGGCUACUGGCAUUGAAGACCGUCUACAAGAUGGGGUGCCGGACACCAUUGCCGCCUUAAGAGAAGCUGGGAUAAACAUCUGGGUUUUGACUGGAGACAAACAGGAAACUGCCAUUAAUAUUGCAUACUCGUGUCAGCUGCUGGACCAGAGUGACACUGUGUUUACCAUCAAUACUGAGAGCAAGGAAACCUGUGAAUCUAUCCUGGAUUGCACUCUUGAAGAAGUAAAAAGCUUUGCACCCAGAAAGAAAAAGCGAAGUUUAUUUAAAAGACAGAACUCUAAGACUUCACCAGAAAUGGAAAUUGCACAGCCAGAAGUUGGGUUGGUAAUUGAUGGGAGGACUUUAAACAUAAUUUUUCAGGGAGGCCUUGAUGAAAAGUUUUUGGAAUUGACCAAGUAUUGCCGUUCAGUGCUGUGCUGCCGUGCUACGCCCCUUCAAAAAAGCAUGGUGGUGAAAUUGGCUCGAGACAAACUAAAAGUCAUGGCUCUUUCCAUAGGUGACGGUGCCAAUGAUGUCAGUAUGAUUCAGGCAGCUGAUGUUGGAAUUGGAAUUUCUGGGCAAGAAGGAAUGCAGGCAGUGAUGUCCAGUGAUUUUGCCAUAUCCCGUUUCAAGCAUUUGAAGAAACUGUUACUAGUCCAUGGACAUUGGUGUUAUGCCCGACUGGCUAAAAUGGUCAUCUAUUUCUUUUACAAGAAUGUGGCCUAUGUCAACUUGCUCUUCUGGUAUCAGUUUUUCUGUGGCUUCUCUGGGACCACCAUGAUAGACUACUGGCAGAUGAUCUUCUUCAACCUCUUCUUCACCUCUGUGCCUCCCCUUAUUUUCGGAAUUUUUGACCGCGAUAUUUCUGCUGAGACCCUAAUGAGUUUGCCGGAGCUCUACAAAAGUAGUCAGAAUUCUGAGUCGUACAACAUGUCUACCUUUUGGAUAGCAAUUAUAGAUGCAUUCUACCAGAGUCUUGUUUGUUUCUUCUUUCCAUAUUUUACCUACCGUGAUACAAAUAUGGGAGUUCUUUCUUUUGGUACACCUAUCAACACCAUAUCCCUGUUUACAAUCUUAUUACAUCUAUGUAUUGAAAUAAGAACUUGGACUUUCCUGCAUGGGAUCACCAUAAUUGGAAGCGUUGUCGCUUAUUUUGUAGUUUCUUUGGUCUAUAAUGCUGUCUGUGUUCUAUGUAAUGAAGGCGCAAACCCAUACUGGAUAAUGGAGAUGCAGAUGAAGGAACCCAGCUUCUAUUUAGUCUGCAUUAUUACACCAAUAGUGGCUCUGCUACCGAGGUUCUUAAUUUAUGCACUGAAAGGGACAUGUAGGAUUUCUCCUCUUAUUGAAGCUCAGAAGUUGGAUAAACUCAACAAAGCAGAGAGAGACCUAAAGAUACAACAGUGGAGGGAAAGAAAACGUAAAUCGACUUCCAAUGUAGCUCCUACUCCACCAGAUCUUGAAAAUUCAACAAUAAAUUCUGUAUAUGCAUCUCCAGACAGAAAGCCCACCAACAAGUUUACAGUACACAAUGAAGACAAUAAUUGUAACUCCAGUUUCUACAGGGAAGGACAACCUUCAUCAGUCACCCCUGCAGGUCUUGUAAGACCAGUCACAAGGAGCAAUCACUCCAAACCUGCACCCAGUGGUGUUGGGCCAUUAAAAGGUGCUGCCAAGGUUCUGAAAGAUAGGGAAGAAGAAUUUUCUAGAACCAGCCACCGAAGAUCUAUUAGUACGGUCACAGUUUAAGGACGACUUUAUUGGGAAGCUGAAAUGUUGAUUCCAGUAUAUUUAUUUAUUUAUUUUAGAUAACAGCUGUUCAACCCAUAUUGGGGGUAGAAAACAGACGUGAAUUGUGUAUCCAUGACUUCUGCUUUGAAGUUCUAUAAUUUGAUUAACUUUAUUGAACUAUAAAAGUGACACAAUACGAACAUUUUUUUAACAAAUGUUGUGGACAUUAGACUCAUAGUCACUGGUAAAAGUCUACAGAAGAUUACUCCAAUGAUUUUGUUGCUGUUAACUGUGCUGAAAUCACAGACCACGGCAGUGUGCUACACUGUAAUCAAACCUUUAUAUAUAUAAUUGCAGAUUAUUUUUUUUAAUAUACUUUUAUGUCUCUGCAAUUUGUUGUUCAAUUGGUGCUGAUUUAAUAGAAAUUCUUACCUGACAUCUGAUCACUGUGAAAACUUCAAAGCCAUGCAUUGCAACACAUUCUCAGAAAAAUGGUUUGUCUUUACUAGAUACUGGACUUCACAUCUUCUGUAAUGAGUUGUGUACAUGCAUUCGUGCUUCAAGUGUGAAUCUAGUCCCGUUUACUAUGUACUGUAGCUUCUAUUGUGUCUUUAGUGUGAAAGCAAUUUAAUAUUAUUUGAGCUGCAUUACAUAAAUACAAGCAAGCAUUUAUACAUUUCAUGUAACAGAAACCAGCCAUGUGUCUAGUAGAAAUGUUAACAUUUAAAAGAAAGUGAAGUGCAACGCAAGCCAAGAAAUAAAGUGCCAAUUUUAUUAGUCGCUGUUACUGUACACAUACAGUAGUAACUUCUAUAUUUAUUAUAUUAUUUAAUCUUUUUUUUUUUUUAUAUGGUUUCACUUGGAGAUCCUAUGAAUAAUUUGCAUUGUGUUUUACAAACCAAAUUGUAUUUCUAAAAACCUAAUUGAGAUUUUAAUACCUGUUUAUUGAAUAUAUGCAUCUAAUGCUCCAUUAACUAUCAUCUAAUGUGUUUAAUCAGCAAUGAGUUGCUGUUCUUUCUACCAACUGAAGGGGUUAAAGUUUGUUUUUCCUUUUUAUACCUUUGACAAUAGUGUUGAGAUGCAAAAACAUCUGUAUCUAAUAGUAAUAAUUUUAUUCAAUAUUGCCAAUGCCAAAUAUAGAUGAACAAAAAAAGUGAAUACUUCUAUUUUAAACCAUUAAAAACAAAUCUAAUUAGUAAAGUGUGUUUUAAUACCAUAAGAAAUAAAGCCAUCCAUUUGCAUUGUAAGAUGGACUCAUGAAAUCUUGGCAGUACUUUAUGCUCAGUAGGCAGAAAUCAAUGAAGAUAUGCGGCUAACCUCAUUCCCAAGAUACUUACAUUAAUGGAUGGGAACCACGAUCCAAUGCAAUUGCACUUUGAUUCAAGCCAUCAGUCACAUUAAUGAGGAUCAAAUUGGUGUAGUUCACUAAACCAAAAUGUGAUAUCUAUCCAAUACUUAACAAUUCAAACAAAAAGUUAACUUUUUUAAAUGUGUCUUAAAAAAAAACAAAAAACUUAACAGUACUGUAGACAUCAAUCUAUUAGUCAGAUUUAUUUAUGAAAUUAUGAUUAAGCACAUUUCUCAGUACUACAGAUUUGAAGAUAUGAAAUUAUUGGUAACUACAGAUUAUUAUGUGUCGGUCAUAGACAGAGCUAUUUUUACUUUCUGUUAACUAACAUUUUAUGACUCAUAAUUAUCACCUCCAAGUUGUAUCCUCAUUUAAAAGGACAUAAACAAACAAAAAGAUUCUUGAAUGAUUCACAUAAUGUAUACCAGUUUACUUCUAUGGUUAAAUUUGCUUCAUUCUCUUUUUAUUCUUUGUUCAAAAAGAGUUAGCUGAAAACAUAGGGCGAACCAAUGAAAAGAGGCAUAAAUGGGAAGCCACAAAUCAUUCCCUAGCUCCCAGUAGUGCUUUGCUUCUCCUGAGCCUACCUAGGUUUACUUUUCAACAAAGGCUACAGAAGAACAAAGCAAAUCAGAUCAUAGAAGUUUCAUUUGGAAAGUUGUUUAACCUGGGACAUUUAAUUUAUAUUUUACUACCUCUUUAAUUGCCAGUUUAUUACCAUUAGAGUUCUCUUGCUUACAUUCAUAAUGCUGGAAAAUAGAAGAGAAGGUAGCACUCCUUUAUUAAAGCUACAGCAACGGUUUAGGGCUCCUGCCUCUUUCUCAAGGUAGCAGGAGCCCAAAAACAUUGUUAUAGCUUUAAUAAAGGCUGUUUCUACUUUAUGGAGUGCUGCCUUCUCUUCUAUUUUCCAUAUCUAUUGGUUGUGGCUCUAUGAGAGGGAUCCUGAAGGUGUAAGCACCCUCGCUUUUUGUAAGCCUUAUUUGCACAAUGCUGGAGUGCUGCUCUGAACUUUGUUUCCAACAAAUACAGUCAUCAUGCUGUCACCAUCUUAUGUCCUCAAAAAGAUGUAUAUUCGCUUGUAUGAUGGUCAUGCUCAAGUAAAAAAAAACUUUAUUCAAAUUGAAUUUGUGCACAAUAACAAAUUUAUUUUAUUUUUGCUCUUGUAUCAUAGCCUUUUUUUUUUAUAUAUAUACAGUAGCGUGGACUAAAACUCUGCGUUCAUCAGUGGAUAGGAAGGGGAAACACAUUAUGACCUUUAUCAGGCUACCACUAAUUACUUUAUUGAGUUGACAAACCCUCUGAGAGGAAUAUCUAUUUUGACAGGAAAUUAAUUUAAUUGUUUUUUCCGGAUUUACAUGUAAGAAAAAAACUCUCCGACAAUCACUAUAUCCCUAUAAGGUGUUGUAUCUAUUUUGUCUUUCCACAUUUUUGUGAACAGGGAAAUUAGAGCAUUUUGAGGUCUAUGCUGCUAAAAUGAACACACUGUAGUUUUUCAGUCGUUAAUAACAAAACAUCAACAAAGUGAAUUAAAAAGUGUAUUUUAAAAUAGAAUUCCCAAUAAAGUUCUCAUACAUACUACUUGUUUAUACAGUACAUGAUUAAAUUGCUAUUAAAGGGCUAUAAAAUUUGAAAAUUACUUGCUUUAAUUCAUUAGAGUGUGUCUUUUUAAGAUUAGUGACCCUACACUACUAUGUGUUUAACCCCCAGCAAAUUAAAAUAGAAUGUGACAUGAUUUUAUAAACUUAUACUCUUUAUUUAUUAAAUAUCUCUUUGUUAUUAUUGAUCUUUACUAAUAAAUAGUUAAUCAUGUGGCAUCUACCCUUAUAAAUCACAAUGGUAAGCAACUCCACAUUAAUCAAUGCUAUGAAUGAAUUACAGGAAAUGAAGGAUUAUUUUUGCUGGGAAUCAAGUAACCAUCAUUCAGUGAUGGUCAGUAAAUUAGAUUCUAUAAGAUGAAUUUAUCUGUUUAUCUUUUAUGCAGUUUUUUCAUCAUAUAGCUUGGACAUUUAAUAGUGAAGUUAUUUAGAAAUAGCUGCUUUGGCAUAUUUUUCAUUCUCCAAAGUACUUUCAAUUGAUCAAGAGAUCAUUUUUAUUUAGUCGAAUAACUCUUGUUAUUUAGUACUGUAUAUUUUAAUUUAAACACUGGUAUAAAAUGCAUUUUUAGGUGAAUUAAAUAUUUGCACAUUUAUUUAAGUAACCAAUUACUCUACAAUAUGAUAUUUGUGACUGUGAAGUAUUGGGGUAGCAAUGUCUUGCAUAAAAAAAAAAUAUUUAUUACAAAAUAUUACACUCACAUUUAUAACAAUUUUCCAGGUAUUUAUUUUAAAACCAUUUACAUAAUGUUCUAGAUCCACAUUUGGACUUAUAUAUUUAGGUACAUUUGCAAAAUUCAGAUUUUUUUUUUUUUUUUUAAAGAAAUUAGUAUUCACAUUAUUUACAUUUAAUGAUUCAGAUAGAUGAUACAAUGUUAAACAAGUUUCCAAUUUAAACCAAUGACACAAGGCAUUAAUAUUAAACCACCAAUCAAUACCUAUCUCCCAGUAGUGCACUGCUGUUCCUGAGCCUACCUAAGUAUGCUUUUCAACAAACUAUAGCAAGAGAACGAAGCAAAUUAGAAAACAGAAGUAAAUUGGAAAGUUGUUUAAAAUUGCACGCUCUCUCUGAAUUAUGAAAAAUUAAUUUGAAAUUCACGUUUUCUUUAAUUCUUAGUUCUCAUCAGAUGUAUAUAUUUUUAAUCUAUCGCUGAAGUUUAUCCAACCUCUUAUUUAACGACAUAUAAAAAACAGAUGACAAUGCCUCUUUUCAAAGAAAGUGCAAUAAAGUUGCAAACUAAGCCUACUUGAAUGUAUUUAUGCUGCCUAUGAAUGGUUAUUAACACUAAUGGUGCAUUUGAUUUUCAAUAUGAUGGUAAAAAUAAGUCAUAUCUCUAGCCUGAAAAAUAGAAUAAAAAACGCACUGCCUUUCUGAAAAUGGCAUUUUUUGUUUCUAGUUUGGGCCGGAUUGGCGCUCUUUAAAACAUUUCACAAAACUUAUUUAUGAAGAAUGUUUACAUUUGCCAUUAAUGUGUACUGUAAGAUCUUUUGAACAGAAACUACUGCUAACUAUGUCCUAUGCACCAUGUAUUUAACAUAUAAUUAUAAUUAUUAUGGAUUACAAUCUCUUCUGAAAUUGUAUUUUGGUACUUUAGAUUGCAUUUAAUGUACCCGUUUAUCUCCAUUUUAUCUUUCACUGUAAUCAUUUUUUUAGAUACAGACUGUAAAUUUAUUUAUUUUAUUGUAUUAAAUUUGUAUGUAUAAAAAAUGUUGCUGCAUUUUAUAGUCAUUCUUUACUUUCACAAAAAAAUGAUUUUUAUUGUAAUAUGUGAAAUAUUCAAAAUAGAAUGGCAUUAAAAAAUCUUGUUUCUUAAAGAAAAAAAUGUUUUCUCAUAAGUAUAAAAGGGUAUAAUUAUUACCUUUAAUUUUAAGCUUACCUAAAGCACGCUCAGGGAGCAUCGCUUAUCCCAACCCUUCUUCACAGUGCCCAGGAACCACGCUAAUAUGAGAAGUAGCGCGGCAGAUCCCAGAGAGAGGUAAUUUAAAGGAAUCAAAUGUAUAUUAACAACUUUUGUUUGUAUAUAUUCGUAUUUUGAAAAUUAGUUUCUGCAUUUGUUAGGAUAUUCAUUUUGUGAAAAUUAAGCAAAUAUCCAUAUUUUUGUUAUGAAUAUUGAUUCAUAUUGAAACAAAUGCAUACGUUAAAUAAAUAUAUUCUAUUGUGUCC
Bombina bombina (fire-bellied toad) is the source of this 9629-nucleotide messenger RNA. It is a transcript of the gene ATP10B, whose product is annotated as ATPase phospholipid transporting 10B (putative). The transcript is spliced from 24 exons. Gene Ontology annotation, molecular function: ATP binding; magnesium ion binding; ATPase-coupled intramembrane lipid carrier activity. The record is from RefSeq and is a predicted model, not a curated record. Lineage: Eukaryota; Metazoa; Chordata; Amphibia; Anura; Bombinatoridae. Gene Ontology annotation, cellular component: plasma membrane. The coding region runs from base 200 to 4546 and encodes 1448 amino acids. Gene Ontology annotation, biological process: phospholipid translocation.